AGAAGUCAUAGCUAGAAAGGGGACUAGGAAAUGGGAGCCAGGUCCCAGAGCUGCUAGAAAGAAACGAAACUGAAAGCGGGGAAUUUCCGCAAGUUUCGGGGAGGAGGAGAGGAAGCUAGGGAAGGCAGGGUGUCCAGCGUCCGUCCCCCUUUCACGCCCCGCGCGGGCGGGACGGAGGAACUAGGACCCGGCGCAGCACCCGCCCCGGGGGACAGCGAGCUGGGCGUGGUGGGGAGAGCCGCGCAAGGAAACGAAACUCGAAACCCAGAGGCCGCGGCGGGACCUUGCUUUCUCUGGCACCUGAGCCGGGCUGCCAUGGACGUGUACGGCACGCAGGCCACCGCGCUGGACCGGUUCGUGGCCAGCAGGUUGCAGCCGCGGAAGGAGUUCGUGGAGAAGACGCGGCGCGCCCUGGGCUCCCUGGCCGCUGCCCUGAGGGAGCGCGGAGGCCGUCCUGGCGCCGCUGCCCCGCGAGUGCUGAAAAUCGUCAAGGGAGGCUCCUCUGGCAGGGGCACAGCUCUCAAGGGUGGCUGCGAUUCUGAACUUGUCAUCUUCCUCGACUGCUUCAAGAGCUAUGAGGACCAGAGGGCCCUUCGUGCAGACAUCCUCAGUGAAAUGCGGACAUUGCUGGAAUCCUGGUGGCAGAACCCAGUCGCUGGUCUGAGCCUCCAGUUUCCUGAGCAGCAUAUGCCUGGGGCCCUGCAGUUCCGCCUGACAUCCAGAGAUCCUGAGGACUGGAUGGAUGUUAGCCUGGUGCCUGCCUUCGAUAUCCUGGGUCAGGUCACCUCUGGCAUCAAACCCGAGCCACGAGUCUACUCCGCCCUCCUCGACAGUGGCUGCCAAGCGGGCGAGCAUGCAGCCUGCUUCACAGAGCUGCGGAGGAACUUUGUGAACAUUCGCCCAGCCAAGUUGAAGAACCUGAUCUUGCUGGUGAAGCACUGGUACCGCCAGGCGCUCCCACAGGGGUUGCAGAAGGAGACGCUGCCCCCGGUCUAUGCCCUGGAACUGCUGACUAUCUUCGCCUGGGAGCAGGGCUGUAAGAAGGAUGCUUUCAGCCUGGCCCAAGGCCUCCGGACUGUCCUGCACCUGAUCCAACAGCAUCAGCACCUGUGUGUUUUCUGGACCAUCAACUAUGGCUUCGAGGACCCUGCAGUCGGGUGGUUCUUGCAGCAGCAGCUUGAGAGACCCAGGCCUGUGAUCCUGGACCCAGCUGACCCCACAUGGGAUGUGGGGAAUGGGGCAACCUGGCACUGGGAUUUGCUAGCCCAGGAGGCAGCAUCCUGCUAUGACCAGCCAUGCUUUCUACAGGGGAUGGGGGGCCCAGUGCAGCCCUGGGAAGGGCCGGGCCUUCCAUGUGCCGGGCGCUCAGCUUUGGGCCACCCCAUCCAGCUAGACCCUAACCAGAAGACCCCUAAAAGCAGCAAGAGCCUCAAUGCUGUGAACCCAAGAGCAGGGAGCAAGCCACCUUCAUGCCCAGCUCCCAGUCCUGCUGGGGCAACCAGUGUCGCCCCCUCUGUGCCAGGAAUGGCCUUAGAUCUGCCUCAGAUCCCCACCAAGGAGCUGGACCGCUUCAUCCAGGACCACCUGAAGCCAAGCCCCCAAUUCCAGGAGCAGGUGAAAAGGGCCAUUGAUGUCAUCUUGCGCUGCCUCCGUGAGAAGUGUGUUCACAAAGCCUCAAGAGUCAGCAAAGGGGGCUCAUUCGGCCGGGGCACGGACCUAAGGGAUAACUGUGAUGUUGAACUCAUCAUCUUCCUCAACUGCUUCACGGACUACAAGGACCAGGGAGCCCGCCGCACAGAGAUCCUUGAUGAGAUGCGAGCGCAGCUAGAAGCCUGGAGGCAGGACCAGGUCCCAGGCCUGAGCCUUCAGUUUCCUGAGCAGAAUGUGCCUGAGGCUCUGCAGUUCCGGCUAGUGUCCACCGCCCUGAAGAGCUGGGUGGAUGUUAGCCUGCUGCCUGCCUUUGAUGCUGUGGGGCAGCUCAGUUCUGGCGCCAAACCAAAUCCCCAAGUCUACUCGAGGCUGCUCCUCAGUGGCUGCCAGGAGGGCGAGCAUAAGGCCUGCUUUGCAGAGCUGCGGAGGAACUUCGUGAACAUUCGCCCCGUCAAGCUGAAGAACCUGAUUCUACUGGUAAAGCACUGGUACCGCCAGGUUGCGGCCCAGAAUGAAGGAAAACGACCAGCCCCUGCCUCUCUGCCCCCAGCCUACGCCCUGGAGCUCCUUACCAUCUUUGCCUGGGAGCAGGGCUGCAGGAAGGACUGUUUCAACAUGGCUCAAGGUUUCCGGACAGUGCUGGGGCUCGUGCAGCAGCAUCAGCAGCUCUGUGUCUACUGGACGGUCAACUAUAGCACCGAGGACCCAGCUCUGAUAAUGCACCUUCUUGGCCAGUUUCGAAAACCCAGACCCCUGGUCCUGGACCCCGCCGAUCCCACCUGGAACGUGGGCCAGGGUAGCUGGGAGCUGUUGGCCCAGGAUGCGGCAGUGCUGGGGAUGCAGGCCUGCUUUCUUAAUAGAGACGGGACACCUAUACAGCCCUGGGAUGUGAUGCCCGCCCUCCUUUACCAAACCCCAGCUGGGGACCUUGACAAGUUCAUCAGUGAAUUUCUCCAGCCCAACCGCCAGUUCCUGGCCCAGGUGAACAAGGCCGUUGAUACCAUCUGUUCAUUUCUGAGGGAAAACUGCUUCCGGAAUUCUCCCAUCAAAGUGAUCAAGGUGGUCAAGGGCGGCUCUUCAGCCAAAGGCACAGCUCUGCGAGGCCGCUCAGACGCCGACCUCGUGGUGUUCCUCAGCUGCUUCAGUCAGUUCGCUGAGCAGGGGAACAAGCGGGCCGAGAUCAUCUCUGAGAUCCGAGCCCAGCUGGAGGCUUGUCAACGGGAGCAGCAGUUCGAGGUCAAGUUUGAGGUCUCUAAAUGGGAGAAUCCCCGCGUGCUGAGCUUCUCACUGACAUCCCAGACGAUGCUGGACCAGAGUGUGGACUUUGACGUGCUUCCAGCCUUUGACGCCCUAGGCCAGCUGGUCUCUGGCUCCAGGCCCAGCUCUCAGGUCUACGUUGACCUCAUCCACAGCUACAGCAAUGCGGGCGAGUACUCCACCUGCUUCACAGAGCUGCAGAGGGACUUCAUCAUCUCUCGCCCCACCAAGCUGAAGAGCCUGAUCCGGCUGGUGAAGCACUGGUACCAACAGUGCAACAAGAUGCCCAAGGGGAGAGGCUCCCUACCCCCACAGCAUGGGCUGGAACUCCUGACUGUGUAUGCCUGGGAGCAGGGCGGGAAGGACCCCCAGUUCAACAUGGCUGAGGGCUUCCGCACAGUCCUGGAGCUGGUCACCCAGUACCGCCAGCUCUGUGUCUACUGGACCAUUAACUACAAUACUGAGGACAAGACUGUUGGAGACUUCCUGAAACAGCAGCUUCAGAAGCCCAGGCCUAUCAUCCUGGAUCCGGCUGACCCAACAGGAAACCUGGGCCACAGUGCCCGCUGGGACCUGCUGGCCAAGGAAGCUGCAGCCUGCAUGUCUGCCCUGUGCUGCAUGGGACGGAAUGGCAUUCCUAUCCAGCCAUGGCCAGUGAAGGCUGCUGUGUGAAGUGGAGAAAAGCAGCGGUCCUACUGGAUGAAGAGAAGAUGGACACCAGCCCUCAGCAUGAGGAAAUUCAGGGUCCCCUGCCAGAUGAGAGAGACUGUGCGUGUGUGUGUGUGUGUGUGUGUGUGUGUGUGUGCACAUGUGCAUGUGGGUGUUUUAGUGAAUCUGUUCUCGCACUCCCCUGCCUCCCAUGGCUUACACACUAGGAUCCAGACUCCAUGGUUGGACACCAGCCUGCAUUUGCAGCUUCUCUAUCACCACCAUGACUCUAUUCUCGUAGCACCAGGGCUGCAACCUACCCAGCUGAGAAUACCCCCUCCUCCCUGACUCCUCUCCAGAUUAAUUCAUAUCCUUCCUCCUGCUGCAAUGCAUCCCUUCCUCCCACUGGCCUCUCCUUCCCAACUCUAAAUACUUUAUAUAGGGAUGGCAGAGAGUUUCCAUCUCAUUUGUCAACUACAGUCAUCUGGCUGUCUGGAUCCUUAUCUUCUGAAGGAUUUUAAAGAAUGGACAAAUAGCUGAAAAGAAUGACCUAAUCAAUUAGUGAUGUCUCCCAUGGAUGCGGUAGAGGGCAGUGAUGGUAUUCCUGCCAUGAUUGAUUAGCAAUGUCUGCACUGGAUGCAGAAAAGAGAAGGUACUCACAGGUUUACCGUGUUUGGGGCUAUUGAGGAGCUCUCUGAGCUCAAUUGCUAGCAGGAAAGCAUGCCCAUAUUGGCUUACUUUGUCUGCCACAGACACAGACAAAGGGAGUUGGGAGAUGCAUGUUACAGGGAUCCUCUUAUUAGACACCUAAUGGGAUGCCUCUUCAUGGGACGCCUCCUUUUCUUCACCUUUCAUGCUGCAUUCCUCCCCUAGUUUACAUAUCUUGAUGCCGUGGCUCAGUUUUCCUUCUUGAAUUUUAUUGGGUUCCUGUUUUCUCUCCUAACAUGCUGAGAUUCUGCAUCCCCAGAGCCUAAACCUGAGCCAGUGCCCAAACUACUGUGCUCAGCCUGUUUCUCUCUGCUCUCCAGAGCAAGGCCCACCAAGUCCAUGCAGGAGGCACUCCUGACCUCAAGUCCAACAACAGUGUCCACACUAGUCAAUGUUCGGCCCAGAAAACAGAAAGCACUCCAGGAAUCUUAAGCAGAAAGGGAUUUUAUCUAAAUCACUGCAACGGCUGGAGGAGUAGAAGGCAGAGGCCACCACUGGACUAUUGGUUUCAAGAUUAGACCACUGUAGCCAAAUCAGUGAUCAGAGAGCUGCCACUGCUGCUACAAUGCCACCACUGCCCCUGCCAUCACUACCUCAUGGACAAAGCUGGAGUCGAGACCUGGGGAGUCAGAUUCCUUCAGCCACAAACAUCCAUCAGGGAUGGCCAGCCGCUAGAGCUGCUGGAAGAUGGCUCCUACUUCCCUUUCUUACCAGAAUCUAAAUUACAGCCAGAACUCUUGCUACAGAGGAGUCUGAGACAUAUAUGACUUGUCUCACACCCACUGCAACAUGGAGAGGAAUGGGUGCUGAGUGCUGAGGGGCGGAGUCCCCAGCAGAUACAUCCUGGCCUUCUGUUAGGUGGAUGAGGCAGUGGGUCUGUCCCAGACGGAGGAACAGGAAACAGAGAAAGGAAGCCACUGAAACUUACCUGCUAGGAAUGUUAGACUGAGUGGCAUGAGAAGAGCCUUCCCUAGUUAGCAUCAUUCUUGGAGAGAGGAGAGCAACCAAAGGCAGCUUCUCUGAUUGACCUGGAGCCUGUUCUCUGCCCUCUUUGGCUUGGCCUACAGGGACUAGAGUAGGUGAAGGGACAGUGGACAGGGCUAAUACCUGUUUGGCCAUACUGAUGGCCUCCAUCCCUGUCCCCCCCAUCUUGGCACUGAACCAAUGUCACAGACACCUUCUUAGACUCACCUGGUCAAUACUGGAUGGUAAUCCAAGGUUAGAACUCUCAGAACCCUCUUGGAUCAGCCCUGGCUGCUACCACAUGCAUAUCUAAGAGCUCAGAGCCAGCUCUGGGGGGCAGCAGAGACCUGCUCUGUAUAGCAGCAGAGUGGCCCUGGCAUGGGCAUCACAAGUCGGUGAUGCUCCUCCUGGCUAGACCAGGUGGCAGGUCCCAGUUGGGUACCUCCCAUUCCCACCACACAGACUCUGGGCUUCCCUCCAAAAUGGCUCCAGAAUUAGGGUAGUUAUGAGAUGGUGGGAACCAGGGCAGCUCAGGUAUGUGAUACAAGGAAUGGUUGUCAUCUGGGCAGGGCAGAGAGGCAGUCCUGCUGAUCUGAACACGGUGUAUUUCAUUCCAGGCCCUCAGUCUUUGGCAGUGGCUACCCUGGUCUUGGCAUAUUGGCCCACUGUACCUUUUGGGGGCUUCCUGGUCUAGCCACCCCUUGGAUAGAAAGAUGACCGCAUAAAGAUGUCGAUUCUCCCUGAGUUGAAAAAUACCCACAUGUGCUUUUCUAUGGAACCAGAUAAGUUGGUACUAAUGUUCUUAUGGAAAAAUACACACACAAUAGUCAGGAAAACAGGAAAAGAAAAGUUCUAGGCAAGGCCUAGCCUUGGCCAAUAUUAAAACAUGCUAUGAAGCCUCUGAUAUUUACACAGCACGGUGCUGGUACAUAAAAAAACAAACCAGUGCAAUUGGAUGGCUCUUUCCAAGACUCUGGGGAUAAAAGUAACAAAAAGCUAAAUGCAAUCAAUCAUCAGUUGAAAGCUGAGUGAGAGAGCCAGAGGGCCUCCUUGGUGGUGUAAAAAGAGGCUUGUAUUUCUUGCAGCCAGAAGACAGAGAAAGUGAAGACCAAGUCCAGAACUGAGUCCUAAGAAAUGCAGGACUCCAAAGAAAUUGGUGUGUGUGUGUGUUUAAUUUUUAAAUUUUAAAUUUUUACCAAGUUUUUUAUUGAGAUAUAAGUCACAUACCAUAAAUCUCUCACCCUUUUAAAGUGUACAAUUCAGUGUUGUGAGUAUAUUCAUAAGAUUUAUACUUGGUGUCUAUUCAUAAGACUUAUAUUCAGUAUAUUCACAAGGAGAGCUGUAUCACAGAUGCAUUCAUCAUCAUAAUUCCAGGCAUUUUUCAUCAACCUAAAAGGAAACCCUGAAACUCAUUAGCAGUCGUUCCCCAUUCCUCCAACCCAUUCUCUCCCUAAUCCCUAGAAUCCGCCAAUCUACUGUUGUUUCAUCUAUUGCAAACGUUUUCUAUAAAUGGCAUCAUACAAUA
This is a messenger RNA of Callithrix jacchus (white-tufted-ear marmoset), 6751 nucleotides long. RefSeq names its product 2'-5'-oligoadenylate synthetase 3 (gene OAS3). Gene Ontology annotation, molecular function: double-stranded RNA binding; 2'-5'-oligoadenylate synthetase activity. Gene Ontology annotation, biological process: defense response to virus; regulation of ribonuclease activity; negative regulation of viral genome replication. Lineage: Eukaryota; Metazoa; Chordata; Mammalia; Primates; Cebidae. Gene Ontology annotation, cellular component: nucleoplasm; cytosol; membrane. The record is from RefSeq and is a predicted model, not a curated record.